This is a messenger RNA of Peromyscus eremicus (cactus mouse), 1144 nucleotides long. RefSeq names its product methyltransferase 1, tRNA methylguanosine (gene Mettl1). Gene Ontology annotation, molecular function: tRNA (guanine(46)-N7)-methyltransferase activity. The record is from RefSeq and is a predicted model, not a curated record. Gene Ontology annotation, biological process: RNA (guanine-N7)-methylation; tRNA methylation. NCBI's taxonomy places the organism in Eukaryota, Metazoa, Chordata, Mammalia, Rodentia, Cricetidae. Bases 24 to 833 code for a protein of 269 amino acids. The transcript is spliced from 6 exons. Gene Ontology annotation, cellular component: tRNA methyltransferase complex.
CUCCACGUGGACUCGGUGGCAUCAUGGCGGGAGCCGAGGCCCCCCAGCCGCAGAAGCGCUAUUACCGGCAGCGCGCGCACUCCAACCCCAUGGCGGACCACACGCUGUGCUACCCUGUGAAGCCAGAGGAGAUGGACUGGUCUGAGCUUUACCCAGAGUUCUUUGCUCCGCUAACUCAAAAUAAGAGCCAUGAUGAUCCAAAGGAUAAGAAAGACCAGCAGUCCGGGGCCCAAGUGGAGUUUGCAGACAUAGGCUGUGGCUAUGGUGGUUUGUUAGUGGCACUGUCACCACUCUUCCCAAACACCCUGAUCCUGGGUCUGGAGAUCCGGGUAAAGGUGUCAGACUACGUGCAAGACAGGAUUCGGGCUCUCCGUGCGAAUCCCGGAGGUGGAUUCCAGAACAUCGCCUGUCUGCGCAGUAAUGCCAUGAAGCACCUUCCCAACUUCUUCCGCAAGGGCCAGCUGAAGAAGAUGUUCUUCCUCUUCCCCGACCCGCAUUUUAAGCGAACAAAGCAUAAAUGGCGAAUCAUCAGCACCACGCUCCUGGCGGAGUAUGCCUACGUGCUGCAAGUUGGGGGCCUGGUGUACACCGUCACCGAUGUGCUGGAACUGCACCAGUGGAUGUGCGCCCAUUUCGAAGAGCACCCACUGUUUGAGCGUGUGUCUCUGGAAGAGCUAAGUGAAGAUCCCAUCGUGGAACAUCUAGGCACGUCAACUGAGGAAGGAAAGAAAGUUCUGCGCAAUGGAGGGAAGAAUUUCCCAGCCAUCUUCCGAAGAAUACAGGACCCCAUCCUCCAGGUGGUGACCCCCAACCCCACGCUGCCUGACCACUGACUUCUUACCCUGCCUUAGCUGGACUCGCUCUACUAGUGACUGGAAGAAAGAUCAGCUCCCCAUUCCAGGCCUUCCGAGACUGGUGGGGCAGAGGCCACAAUCUCCCUGAGACGGUGCAGCCUGCCUUCUUACCCGUCACUGACUUACUGCUUUCUUGACCCUCCACUGUCAGAAGAAAGCAAAAGAAGCUGACUGAGGAGGUCAGAGGACCUUGGACCAGAGGGUAUAUUUGGAGGGGUGUGGGGAUUUGUUCUCCCUCAGCAGCUGGAGUGAAGAGUGCAGUGACCUACUGUCUAAGCUCUGGGUUUGGC